Messenger RNA from Oryzias melastigma (Indian medaka), 4317 nucleotides. RefSeq names its product protein Tob2. Gene Ontology annotation, biological process: regulation of gene expression. Gene Ontology annotation, molecular function: transcription corepressor activity. The coding region runs from base 383 to 1591 and encodes 402 amino acids. The transcript has 2 exons. NCBI's taxonomy places the organism in Eukaryota, Metazoa, Chordata, Actinopteri, Beloniformes, Adrianichthyidae. Gene Ontology annotation, cellular component: nucleus; cytoplasm. The record is from RefSeq and is a predicted model, not a curated record.
ACGCGGGGUUGUCAAACAGUAAAGUUUCGUUGAAUCCUCCGUGCAAAGUGUCGGCGGAGGACAAACUAGAGAGCCUCAAAGUGAGGGGUAAUGUGAGCAGAACUGGAAGAAAUUGACCGAAGUGAAAAUAUUUUGAAGGCUUCGCUCGAACCCUCCGCCUUAAAAUCACACACAUCACCGAAGGAAUUAAAAGGAGGACUAGCUUAACUCAAGUCGAGCAUUAAUAGUUGGGACCUCCUCGCAGCCUGCUUGCCCUCUGAGGUGCCUUCAUAAUGGUGACCCUAAAAGAUUCCAACAGUUUUCAAUAAAACCACAGGAGCAAACUCUAACACUUUCUGCACCAACUUCCCAAACGUAUUCCUCUCACGGCACCGGUGCAGCCAUGCAUCUGGAGGUUAAGGUCGCCCUCAACUUCAUUGUGUCCUACCUGUACAACAAGCUGCCUCGGCGCCGUGCUGACCUGUUCGGAGAGGAGCUGGAGAGGAUACUCGUGUCUCGGUUUGAGGGACACUGGUACCCUGAAGCUCCUAUGAGAGGUUCUGCUUUCCGCUGCAUCCACCUGGGAGCCCAGAGGGACCCUGUGGUGGAGCUGGCCGCCAAAAGGAGCGGCCUGGACACUGAGGAGGUUCGAGCGAAUGUGCCAGCAGAGCUCAGCGUGUGGAUUGACCCCUAUGAGGUUUCGUAUCAGAUUGGGGAGCAGGGGGCAGUGAAGGUGCUCUACCUGGAGGACCCGCCAGGCCUCGGCUGUGAUGGUGAGAGAGCAGAGGGAGUGAUAGGAGAGGGUAAAGGAGGUGGAGAGGCUGAGGAGGCCAAGACCAUGGGCUUUAACCCAGAUGCUCAGGUGUUUGUUCCAGUGGGGAGCCAGGUAUCUCCUGCCCUCUUGCCCUCUCUGUCCAGCUCCCCCACACCCCUCUCCUCCCAGCCCUGCCCGGGGGUGUUUAGCUACCCCAGCUCCAGCACGCCCACGGACCCCGGGGCCCACUCCUCCAACAUCUCCACCCCAUCUCCACCCAGCAGCGGUAUUCCCUACCUUCCCCCUCAGCAGCCAGCGACCACUCUUCCUCCUACCCGCCCACAGCCCAUGACCUUCACCACUGCCAGCUUCGCCGCCACUAAAUUCGGAUCCACCAAAAUGAAGAAGUGCAGUGGGGCCGGCUCGGUGGCUGGCUCCGGCGUCAUUCUGCCACCCCCUCAAAGGAUGCACUCCCGCUCUCCCACCGCCAUGUCUGCACCAGAACUGAUCAAGCACAAGCCCCUCUCUCUGUCUUUGCACUCCCUCGGAGCCCCCAUGUCCAGCCAGCUCUCCCCCAACGCCAAAGAGUUCGUCUACCCAGGAUCCCCCGGGCCCCUCUUCUUCGAUGCUGACUCUCAGCCCAUUCAGUCUCAUGCCAGCCCUUUCCAGCCCCCCCACACCGUCAGCACCAACCCGCCCUUUGACUCCUUCUCCACCCCCCCGACCCAGAGCAUGAGCAUCAUUGGCAGCGGCGGCGGAAUCUCUUACAUGGAGAAGCCGCCGUUCGUUGAAGGACUGGGAAGCUACAGCCUGCAGUACCCGAGUCAGUCCUUCCAGCCUGUCGUUCUGGCCAACUAAGCCUUCGUUUACAAAGAGCUGAGACAGGAGGAGCUGGACAGUGAUGCUAAGCAUAUUUUUUUUCUUAACCAGUUGUUCUCAAGCUAUCCAGUGCUGUUUAGAUUCAGUUUUACUACCAAGAAAAAUCUCCUCAACUAGUUAUUGUUUCUUGAUUUCUAACUCUAGAUAACCUCACUAUCUACCCGUUUAUCUAUAACUUUUUCUAGUCAGUUUUUUCCUUUCCUGGGGUGAGUUUUUUUGUUAUUCUUUCUUAAACGUAAUUUUUUUGCGUUGAUUGUUGUCCAUCUGUGUUCUGCUGGACCCGACUGUAGUAUGGCUCCAUUUUGCACUGCACUGUCAUGCUGUGAAUAAGGACUUUGCCAGGUCCUGCAGGAAAAAAAAACGGCUGUGGAAAAGUCAGCACUUUGCUCUGCAAUCUGCUCUGCCCUACUGGCCAAAAAUACAAAGAGAGAUGGGGAGGGGAGGGCUGGGGGGCGGAUGUUUCUAUAGUUUGUUGUGGCUCAGCUCCGAGGUCGAUGGUGAAGGAGGCCUUUCACCUUCUGGCUUUUGACCCUAGUAAAGAAAUGGAGCAGAAGGUGGUUUUUUGAAGGGCUGCGGUGUUGAAUGUAUGGUGUUGGGGAGCGCGGUGCAGCUGUAGAGGUUGGAAGGAGCCUUUGUGAAUGUGAGACCGAUGAAUCGGCGUUUAUGGACCAUAACCAGGUGCUAACUCCUCAGUGGAAUUCUGGGAAACGUACAGAGCUGUUUGCAUUAAUCUGCACAUGCAUGCAGUAUGUGAAGGUGAACGGGCUGGUGCGGAGGGGAGGGGAGGGGAUGCAGCAGCUAAGCAGUAGGGAUUGUGACAAAUGGCUUAGCAUGACUUUGACUAUGAAGGAGGGCUUUUUUUUCUUUCCACACAGGAUGGAAAGAGACGGGAAGAUGGAGGGGAAGUGAGACAAAAGGGGAGAUGUUUCUGUUUGUGCGUUGUCCAUUGUGUAUUGGCAAGAGCAGGGGGUGCUUUAAAACCCAGCGCACGUUUCUAGUGAGCUUAAAUGGUAUUGAAGCAAAAGGCGCAGACUAUUCUCUCCCUCCUUUUGAAAUUCUCCUGCAGUCUCUGCUGCUCGGCCUGAGAAUCAGAACAGUACAGUUCGGCUUCCUCUGGACAUAGAGCGGCAUUUCUGUGGAGGUUCAUUUCACAGCGAGGUCACAUGAUGAUGAUGAUGAUGAUGUUGUUGUUGUUGAUCAGCCAUCACAGGGAAGGUAACCUCCAGCUGUCCUGCACUUUAACACUGGGUUCCUGAUGCUGUCAACAGACAUCAGUUCCCAACCAUUCGUUUGGUUGUUGCACAUUUUAUUCUAAAAAUGCUUUAGAAAUGUAGAAAGUUUGUACUUGGUUGCAUUUAACUUUAAUUCUUUAGCUGUUAAUUUGAAUGUUUUUUUUUUCAUUUUCAAACCUGAAGCAUUUCACUAUUGUUUUGUAUUUGAUUUUUCAUAAUCACACUUUUUUUUCUUUUAUUUUUAAGGAAAUAGGUGGGGAUACAAAUGCAAGAAAUAACAUUUUUUCUAUAACAUAUUUAAUGCUUGUCAAUAUUAAAGUUCUGUUUUUUAGUUUCAUAUGUGCUAAAUUUAUAUUUUCAGAAAAUAACAUGAAUAUAUGCAAAUUGAGAGAAAAUAAAAAUGUACAGAAUAAAGUUUUGAAUGUGUAUUGUACCUUGUACAACAUUUGUCUAUAAUGACGGGUAAAUGUAUUUUUUCUUCAGCUCGGAUGGCUCGAGAUGGGAAUGUUUACAGCGGGAUUUUGAUGAAGGAAAAACGGCCAAUAUACUUUUUCUUUAGACUUCCGAAGCCGUAUGAUAUUAACGUAAAAGGCAGUAGAUUUAAACCAAAAAUUCCUACAAUUUAUUUUUAUAUUUUGGGCAUAUCAAUCUAAAAAUCCCUUUGACCUUCUUAAUUAAUUUAAACUUCUGUAUAUUGGGCAUCGUACUAUAGUUUCCAUAUUUUAUGUAUUCUAAAUUGGAUAUUUUUUAAUUUCUUUUAUUUCUCUUUUUACCCACAAUUCCUCCCUCUAAUGGUCAUAAUUACUUUUUUGUAUUUGCAAAAAUGUUAAUUAUUCUAGUUUAAUUCCAACACUAAUAUUAACCUUAAAGAUGGGGGGCUACUUUCUCGUUAGUUUUAUGGAAAACAUUUUAAUUUAAUCGGCUGCCCUAGUUUAAAUAAUCUAAGGAAAAACUAGAAUAAGCUUUAUUUUGAAAAUCUCACGUCUUGUCCUGGUCACAACAGUUCAGGGUUGUGAGUUUCACUGAUGCUGUAAACGAUUAUAAAUGAAGGCAAGCAGGGAUGACGAUAAAUGAAGAAUAAUUUUGUACUCUGGUGUCCUUAUAACAGUGUGUGGGUUAUUUUGCACAUGGAAAUAUUUCAUUGUCAAAGUUUUAUUUUCUAUGUAGACUUUAACAUUUAAGAGUCAAAUAGAAAUACAAGCUCAGAUGAUUAUAUGAAUAUGAAAAAUUGCUUUGUUUUUUGCUUGUAUUUUAUUUUUUCCUCUUUUGUAUCCGAUCUGUACACCCUGUAGAUGUUUAAGGAAUCUUUCACAACUGAAAUGCAAUGACCUGUUUUCUGUGCUGCCCCUCGGGAAUGGGGGAGUUACUACUGCAGUUUCUUAUUGUACCAGAUUCUUUUUUUAAGUUUAUAAUAAAAACAGACUGGCAAAAAAAAGUAAAGCAUGGGAAAUAAAGUGCUUGUGUCAUCCUUUG